CGCAUUUGAAUAUGGUUCAUGGGUUUUGUGAGCUAAAAUCGUGGUGAAAUUUAGUCUCAAAGAUCUUCUGUCACAGCAGUCUUCAAUCACUAAAAUACAUUGACUAUUUCAACACACAGCAUUGACUGAUGAAAGUCAAUCCUUGGAACUCACCUCGAGGCGAUGUGUUUUUCAGCGCGCUUUGCAUGAUACCUUUUCGCGCCACAGGACAAAAGCAGAUCUGAUCAAGAGUGAAAGGUAAUAAUACCAACUUCAUCAACGAUAGAUUGCAGUUUUAACGAUAUCAUAAUGAAUGUAAAUGAAAAAUACAGGGGAAAAACAUCCUGAAUGCAAAAUGGGUUUCAUUAGGUCAAAAAUAAAUACGACAUUACAAUAAAGCCGAAAGGAACUUUUAGCAAGAUGAACUUCAAAGUAGGGAGUGCUCAGUUUGUUGUUGUUGUUUUUUAGCUUUGUUUUGUCUUGCUCUUUGCUGUUUUGUGUUUCUGGUUCCUCUUUUUUCAGCUAGCUUUGGACUUCCUGUGGAAACCGACCAGGCUACUAAGCAAAACGCUAGGCUACCAAGCUAAACAAGAGAAGUUGUGAAGGAAAUCAAAUCAAGAAAAUUAGUGAGGUUAUUGGAGGCUUUCUUUCCUUGCAAUCGCACAUAUUUCAACUGCUUCUUGCGGUUAUGGAAUCUUCACUUGGUCAUGUUACUACUUCUCUUGAAAAUUUUCUUGAAUUUACUGAAUCGCUUCCAGACGACAUGCAAAGAAGUAUGACACAGAUGAGAGAACUAGACCGUCAUUAUCAGGAUCGGUUAAAGGAAAUAGAAAGACUUAUACACUCAUAUCGUAGAGAAAAAGAUUCAGCACUAAAGAGAAAGUACCUUAUUCAAAUACAGAGAAGAUUAGUAAAAAGCCAAGAAUAUGGUGAUGAGAAAUUGCAGUUAGUUGGUCAUAUGAUGGAUUUAGUUGACAAUAAAAGUCGUCAGGUUGAGAUUGAUAUGGAAAACCUUGAAACAUAUAGAAAUGAUGAUACACCAACACCAAUUAUAAAACAUGAUUCUCCUGCAGUAUCUCUACAUGAAGAGCAUGUUUCAGUCACAAAAACAACAGAGAAGACAAAAAGAAAUAGACGACAAAGAAACCACGACAAACGAGAAUCAGAAACUGGUGGAGGAUCAUCAGGUGGUGGAGAAAAUCAAAAACCAGUCAAGAAAAAAGCAAAAGUCAGCAGAAAGAAAACCAAGAAUCAAAGCUCACCUCAAGCAGAUAUCCCUAUUGAUCCUAAUGAACCUACAUACUGCCUGUGCAAACAGGUUUCAUUUGGAGAAAUGAUUGGAUGUGAUAACGAUGAGUGUGAGAUAGAAUGGUUUCAUUUUCAAUGUGUUGGUCUUACUACAAAACCCAAAGGGAAAUGGUAUUGUCCAAAGUGUACGCCACCAGAAAGAAAGAAAGAUCGAAACUACAACAAAUAAAACCAUUGCUGUUAUUGUACAUAGUGUCAUUUAGCUUAAAAGAAGAAUAUGUUUCUGAAUAAUAGACAUGCUUGGACUAAUUUACUUGUAUACUCUUCUGAGCUCCAAUAAAACUGAUUUCAUAGA
Exaiptasia diaphana is the source of this 1582-nucleotide messenger RNA. Its product is annotated as inhibitor of growth protein 1. The transcript has 11 exons. The record is from RefSeq and is a predicted model, not a curated record. The coding region runs from base 668 to 1456 and encodes 262 amino acids. Gene Ontology annotation, biological process: positive regulation of DNA-templated transcription. NCBI's taxonomy places the organism in Eukaryota, Metazoa, Cnidaria, Anthozoa, Actiniaria, Aiptasiidae. Gene Ontology annotation, cellular component: nucleus.